AGUUGGACGAUGGUCCGCUAGCAGMUGAUUGAAAAUAGCGCCUUCAACGAAUGCGGUGCAACAACGAUUCGGUCUUUCGUUCCAUCCUUUCCUGGCGUGCAGGAAUUCUUGGACAAUGGAACUCACUAUUAUUAAUUGUAUGGGAAAGUUUGCAGGUGACGAAAAACAGCUGCUGGUGAUAUUAGUUCGGUCGCUAUUGUGUUCCGCUCAUCCAGUGUGUUGUGUUCCGAAGAGACCGGAAUGGAUGUCAAAAACUCAUUGAUGAGGUGAUCGGUUUUACGUGCUGUACAGUAGAAGAUUUUAACUACCUCCAUAUUUCUAGUACUAGUACUCGCAUUUAUUUUUUUGCAGAACACGUCAAAAAUUCCUGAAAUUGGAGAGUGAUGGGCGUUCUGUAGGGGUAUUAUGUUACUAAGGCGCUCAGGCAGGGAGGGGAGCAACGUACAUUACGGUUCAAGGUAAACGCGUGGUUUCCUUCAAAAACUGAACUAACACUAAAAAUAAUACACAGAAAGAGAAAGAAAACAACAUGUUCUUCGUUCAAACGAUCCUAUUGAAAAUGUCUUUUUUGUCUUCACGGGAAAAGUUUAUUCACGAAUGAGGGGAAAUUGGUCAUUAUUGCUUUAAUUUAAUGAAGGGAAAGUUCCUUGUUUGGUAACGUACGUACCGUAUGUAUGGUAGCGAACCGCAGCAAGUACGUGAAGGAAAAAAAUAUUGACCUGUGCAUACAAUAACUUUGAGUUGAUCACAACUUCAAGGGAGCAUCAUCCCACCAUCAUCCAUAGAGAAAAACUCAACCCUACAAGUGCAAUCCGAAUUUUCACCUCGAAUGCACCAUCUCUCUGCGGCAGGAUAUAAAUCUAUUUUAAAUUUGUUGUUUAUAAUGGAAUGAUUACUACUAGUAGUACUGCUGUAAGUKAUAUUAUUGUGCACUAAUGGGCGGUACUCAUGCAAGUACUAGUAAUACUAGUUCGAUUAUGCUUUGUUUUAUGUUAUUUUUAAAUUAGUCUUACCUUACCGAUCGUCAUCUUCUUCGCAAUUCAGUCACGCCCCCUGCAAACCCGACAUGAACUUUCGUUCGGCGUUUCCCCAGGCCUGUUUCACGUCUUCCGACGGAUCUUGCGGGACUACCUGCGCUCCCUUCUGCAACAAAGAGUGCAUGCAUCCCAUCCGCACGAUGGAGCGAGUGGCGGACUUUCCAUGGACCAUUGCAACCUCCAGGCAUUUCACCAGCGUAUCAGCGGUAAUGUUUAGCUUCGGAACAAUGCCCGCGAUGGCUUGAAACAAGCGCCCGACUGUCUUUUCUUCUACAAUAGCACUGUUGCUCAUCUCCUUGCCGCUGCUGGUAGGCAUUGCAAUGAUGAUAUCAAGCAGGUCAGGAAGCAUUGCUUGUACAGCAUUUGGUGGCAAUAAUGCCUGUUCUAGGACACGACAAAUUAAGGUUCGACCCUUAUCGAGUUUUAAGAUCAGCUUGAGAGCAUCCGUGCUGACAGUGUACACCUUUUUCUCGUUGUCCAGUACAACCCCCAUGCACUUCAUCAAUUUCACCAAGUGAAUCUGGACCUGGGGCGGAAUGCCAUUCUUUGAGGGAGCUGCACGCCAGAUAUCGAUAACGUUUUGGUAUGCCUGGUAUGCCUGAUCCGAAUAGACGCGCGCUUUCCACAGAUUGGCACGCUGCCUUUGUUCUUUGUUUUCUUGAUCUGUAGAUGGUUGUGGGGUUGCAAUCAAGGCGCGUGGGCGUGCCACAUUGGUCUUCGUAAUGUGACCGAGGACGGAUUUUUCGGAUGCCCAUUCUUUUGAUUUGGUCGUUCGACUCGCAACAUCGUGGGUGGCGUCCUUAAUCCUCCUAGGAUUGAUAGGAUCCGAUCCGGGACCACCGACUCGGCUUUUAAUGUAUUGAAUAUAGUAGUCGUUCUCCGAUGUUCCUGCGAGCAGCAGGGGUUUCAUGAUGGCAUGAACCACAUAUGCAAUAUCUCGACCACUCAUGCAGCUGCUCGCAAGAGCAGUAGCUGGAAUGGGGGGUGCCCGGGGGUACGGAUUGCAGUAUGCUUUCGCUGCAAAAGCGGUUGGUUGGUGAAGAACCGGCAUAGGAACCUGGCUAGGGGUUUGCCACGCGGGUCCUGGGGUUGACACAGCAGAACCUACUACAACUCCUGUCACCGGUGCCGCAACAGRGGUACCAAUCGCAGGAGGCAUUUGCAUCGGCAUUUGCACAGGAACUCCCAUCGGUGGCGGGGGGAGAAGUUGUCCUGGUGGAGGCGGCAUGGUCAUUCUCCCUUGCAUUUGUGAGGGAGGCAUCACAGUGCCUUGCGGUGGCAUCAUGUUGGGUGGAUUCAUUUGAGGUGGAGGCAUCACAGCACCCUGUAGCGGCAUCAUGCUAGGUGGCUUGCCUUGAGGGGGUGGUACCACAGUUCCUUGCACUGGCAUCAUCGUAGGUACGUUGCUCGCAGGAAGAGUUGUAGCUUCUUUUGGAAUAUCAUUUGCAGUGGKUGAAGAAGGCUGGGGAUCAACGAUGGGUUCGGUUUUACUCAUCUCGGCCGAGACGGGUACUUUCUGAACCGGGAGUGGCGGUUUGGGGGCUCCCCCUCCAAGACCUGGAGGCGGACCAACCACUUGUUUUUCUUUGACAUCGUAAUCUUCUGCUCCAACCAGCGAAGCCAAACCGGGUGGUGGCGGAGGUGGCCUAGUUUGUUUUCGUGCCGAGUCGGCUGCCAAGAAGUCGUCCUGUAGAGAAAGAGACGUGAAAUUCUGUAGGGAUAGACUCCAUGCAUCUGCUGCGUUGCUGUUUCCCAUCCCCGGCGGAGGCAACGGUACAGCGUUUUUCUCCAGAGGAAGGAUUGGCAGGAUAGAUGACUGCCGUUCCUGCGCGUGUGAAACCACCAGUGACGCUGCAUUUAGGCUUGGCAGACUUUGUUGCUCUACAAGACUGGGUUCCUGGUCUAGAUACGCUAGCUCCUUUUCGAGCUGCUCGAGAGACCAGUCGUUGUCAUCAACCUGCAAAUCGGCGAGGAGAUCCUUCAUUAGACUCCCGCCCAGCGUACCGAAAUAAUCAUCGGCGGAACUAGCCAUCGUGAUAAUUGAUUAAAGUGUCGACUACGAC
Messenger RNA from Pseudo-nitzschia multistriata, 3100 nucleotides. NCBI's taxonomy places the organism in Eukaryota, Bacillariophyta, Bacillariophyceae, Bacillariales, Bacillariaceae. The record is from the annotation of a GenBank genome assembly.